UCCCUGCAUCUAUAUAUGUUACCUCUGUUAUUUGUUAACCCCCCUCUCUCUCCCUCUCUCUCUCUCCUCCCCCUUCUGUGUCCAGGCUCUCGUUGGAAGGCCAUGACCAACCUGGAGAAGCAGCCAUACUACGAGGAGCAGGCUCGUCUCAGCAAGCAGCACCUGGAGAAGUACCCCGACUACAAGUACAAGCCCCGGCCCAAACGCACCUGCCUGGUGGACGGGAAGAAGCUGCGCAUUGGAGAGUACAAGGCCAUCAUGAGGAACCGGCGCCAGGAGAUGAGACAGUACUUCACCGUCGGCCAGCAGGCCCAGCUGCCUCUGUCCUCUGCAGGGGUGGUGUACCCCGGGGCCCUCUCCAUGGCAGGCAUGCCCUCCCCCCAGAUGCCCUCCGAACACUCCAGUAUGUCCAGCAGCCCUGAGCCCAGCGCCAACCCCCACCCUCCCCCUUACCUAGCCGGCCUGAAGGGGGAGGGGGAGGGGCCCCGCAUCAAGGAGGAGUUACGGUUGGACGACAACAACGGCGACGCCUACGACGACUUUGAUUACGAGGACGAGGAGGCGGACUACGGGAGUGACAACGAGAAUAAUAUCACCCAAUAAGAUGGGAGCUGAGGCGAGGCUGAAGCCUCACCCUAGCCAAUCACAGCAGGUGAAUCACACAGCUGGAAAGAAGAAAACAACCCCCUAACAAAUCCCUAAGGAACUGACUUAGGCCUGUCUGUCCUAACCAAUCACCUUGAGUCUCCACAUCACAGACUCCUCCCUCUCGUUAUUACCCUCACUCAACCAGGACUCUCUCAGCAGAGACAAACCCCUCCCACUGGAGUCCUGAUACCAGCAACCAGCCAAUCAAAUGAAGCGCAGGACCUGUCACUCACACUGACUGUUACACAAACUGAAGUCUAGAAGUUGACGAGCCAUUGGCUGCUGAGUACUUUACAGUACUACAGAGUACUACUAUAGAGUACUAGACAGUACUAAAAGAGUACUACAGAGUACUACUGCUGAGUAUGACAGUACUCUUGAUGAGUAUGACGCGAGGUAGAUGAUGAUGUUCAGUAUAUGUCCAGAGUAAGCUACCCGUAAGCAGGGGGGGAACCCCAGACCUUUUAGACCAGUUUGUUGUAAAAGAGACGUUUUUGAAAACAGAGGACCUGUCAGUUGAUGAAAGAGACACUUUAAAAUGGCGGACCUGUUUGUUUAUAAAAGAGACACUUUUAAAAAACAGCUUUUUUUUCGUUCUCGGUUCUAUAAUAUUCUCACUCAGGUACACGGUGCCAACAAGUGGCUUGUGAAUGUGAUUUGUUGUUUUUGUGCUACAGUUUUAAUAAUAGAAAAAUAUACUUUUUUCCUUUCAUUGUAAAGCACCUGACAGAAGUCAAAGCAAACUUUUAUUUUGCAUAUUUCUUAAACUCUGCAGUGUACUGUCAGCAGAACCCUUCUCUAUGUGCCCGCACCCCCAUGAUAGUCCAAUGGGACUGUCCAGUCAGGGCCUUCCCAUGUGUUGGACUGUGUGGACCUUCUCACUUCAGUGGACUGUACGGGACUGCGGGGGUCGGAUCGCUUGAGUCUCUCAUAUCAUAGCCCAUGUUGAAGACUAUUGUGAGAAGAGACAAUCCCCAUCCAGCUUCACACCCUGCCCUCUCAUUCAGCCUCUGGUUAAUGUUCCCACACACCCCAAGAGAGAACCGGAGAACCUUACAUUCAUUGAAGUAAAGGUUCAAAAGUGUGUGUGUGUGUGUGUGUGUGUGACAAGAUCAUUACUAAGGGUACAGACACCUGACAAAUAUAGCCAUAGUGUGUUCUAGCUACAGCUGAGAGAGAGAAAGAGAUAAAAAGAGAGAUAGUACGCUAGUGAGAGAGCCUAAGGUUCUCUUUCAUUUCAAACACACACACCAACACAUACGCACACGCCAAUAAACACACACACACGCACACACCUUGUCCCUGUCCAGCCCUCAGCGGCAUCUGUGCCCCCCCCCCCUCCCCCCUCCUCUCCCCACCCCCCUCCUCUCCCCUCCCCCCUCCUCUCCCCACCCCGUCAUUCUGCUGUUGUGAUCGGGAGGAGCUGAACAGACGUCAGCACGUCAGUGUUUUUAUUUGUAUUUGAAUACUGUAUUUUAUUAUUUUUAUUCAAACUGCCUCUAGUGUAAUAAUAUUAUUAACAAUAAUUAUAAUGAUGGUCAGCGUUUCCUAAGUUUAGUAAGUUAUGUACAGUAUAAUUUAUUUUUCCCCCUCUCAUCGGGUUUUGUAUGUCCAUAUGAAAACUACGACGGUUUGAUGAAGCAUUAUUAUAUUUAGCUGGUAGGUAUUUAGAUUUAAAUGUGUCAUUUUACCUUUGUUUGUUUUUAAUUCAGUUCUGGUUUUUAUUUGAUCUGUUGCUUUUGUAUUAAUCCUUAGGGUGAGGUUGAGGAGCUGGGGCCGAGACAGAGAGUCAGUUGCUACGAUGACCAGAACUCUCCCUCUCCAUCACCAGCUCCCGCCCACAUCCCCCCCCCCCCCGCGAAGACUUAACCCUUUUACGUCCAAACCCAUUUCUUAAAGCACUCAGACUCUGUGUGGUCAGAGAAAAGAAGAACGUGAUUCUUAUUUUGUAAUGGUUAAUAAUGUAUAAUGUGAAUUUUCCUCUCUUCUUCUUUAGUUCUCUGGAGUUCAAAAGAAACCACAUGUGUUAUUGUAAACUCUGUUUAUCUCUGAAGGUGGAGCCCAGCUUUCCUGUAUCUGGCUGCUCUGAACACUGGGGACAUGGGUGGAACUACACUGGCUCUGAGACACACACACACAGAGAUACAUACAUAAACACAUGUUACAGGAAACAUACUGUGUAUUCACCGAGUUGUAUAUCUGGACAAUGAAGGGGUCCAAAGCUGCCCUGUUUCAUUUACAGAGCCGUAUACACUGAUGUAUAGUAGUAAAGAUAAUUGUAGUGCAAAGCAGCAUUGCCACACAUGCAUUUGACCAUAAGAAACAACAGUGUUUACUCUAUGUCUCCUCUCCAGUGAUGUUCCACCUUGUGUGUCCUGCGUCAGAUCACCGGUGCUGUCUUAUCUAUGAGACUCUUCAUCUGGAGGUCUUUGCUUUGUUUUAGCUCCACACCAUGACAUAGCCAUGUCCACUCUUUCAGCUGUGCUGCCACAUAGUGAGCCCACACACAAUCAUGUUUUCCCCGUUUACCUUGACACAAUCACACCAUGCCAGGUAGUGGCGUGGCCCGUAUCCCUGCCACAUAGUGAGCCUGUCAAUCAUGCCACGCUGAGCUGCUUAGUCAUCCCCAUAAUCACAAUGUGGUGCGAUCCAGAGUCUUAUAUGCUGUGUAGAGCUCUGGGUCCAUCCAAUGCUGGAAGGGGGGUGUCCAGGCUGGUAGAUACUGUAUAGCCCAUGAAUGGGACACAGAGAGGAGGCUAAAGACUCCUAUUGUUACUCCUGCUGUAUAGGCCUGACCCCAUAGCAACAACCUUUGUUACCAUGACAAUGACAGCCAUGAUGACGACGAUAUUGAUGACGGUGACGAUAAAGAUAUUUAAGACAAUCAAAGUCGUGAGUGGAGCUCAAAACAAAGUAAGAAUUAUUACAAGAAAAAAAAAGUAUCUUACACCAUCUCAACUUGAAAAAUCAAGAAAGAUAAUUAUGUAAAUAUAACAUAGAGUUAUAGAUUUAUAUUUUGUUCAUAACACAGUGUAAUAUAAGUUGUAUAUUUCUUUUUUUCUCUUUUAUUGAUGUUAUCCAUGCCACAAUAAAAGCAGGAGGCAAAGUACUCUUACAACAAAAAAAAGAAGAAAAAUUACAAACAUACAAAGAAAGAAAAAAAUCAAGCCGUGCGCUGCCACCACCUGUUCAGAGUUCACUUUUUUUCAGUAUUAUUGCCAGUCAGGGCUCUAAUAAAGACAGCAAUGUGUUCUGUAUUC
Molecule: messenger RNA, 3908 nt
Organism: Osmerus eperlanus (European smelt)
Lineage: Eukaryota; Metazoa; Chordata; Actinopteri; Osmeriformes; Osmeridae
Gene: sox5
Product: SRY-box transcription factor 5
Exons: 2
Coding region: 16-603 (195 amino acids)
Biological process (GO): cell fate commitment; regulation of transcription by RNA polymerase II; positive regulation of chondrocyte differentiation
Cellular component (GO): nucleus
Molecular function (GO): DNA-binding transcription factor activity, RNA polymerase II-specific; RNA polymerase II cis-regulatory region sequence-specific DNA binding
Source: RefSeq, a predicted model, not a curated record